Messenger RNA from Menidia menidia (Atlantic silverside), 2102 nucleotides. NCBI's taxonomy places the organism in Eukaryota, Metazoa, Chordata, Actinopteri, Atheriniformes, Atherinopsidae. The record is from the annotation of a GenBank genome assembly.
AGAAGAAGAAGAAGAAGCAGACCUCUGAUUAAAAGAGCGCAGGAAAAAAAACUGCUUGUAAUAAAAGUCACAAGUUGUCAUGUGUACUUUGUCUAAUAGGAGGGAAGUUUCCUUUUGACAGUGCAGCACUGUUUGUGUACAUCCAUACUCUGCAUCACCCCUCUGGCUGUUGUUUGCGUAUUAAACUGUAACUAAACAGAUAGUGAGGUCAACUUUUAACAGCGGAGCAACUUUGUUGAAAUGGAUUUACGCGGCUCCUCAUGGGCUUUUUAAGAAUUGAAAUUAGUCUUCGGAACAACACUACAAGCUGCACUACGUUAAAAUGUAUUAGGGCGAUUAAGAAGACGGCAUGGCAGACAGAAGGACUUACAACGUUGUGAUUUUAGGUGUGGGGUUUUUAUUCCUUUUCACCGCCUUCACCACAUGUGGGAACGUUGAACAAACUGUGGUGAAAAGUCUGCAAAAUUCAACUUUCAGUGGGAGUGGGUACCACAGCCUUGGGAUAAUCUAUGGUGUCUUUUCAUUUUCCAACCUGCUCGCACCAACAAUUGUUACCGUAAUUGGAGCCAAACUGACCAUGUUUUUGAGCGGCCUUCUUUACAGUGGUUACAUUGCUGUGUUCAUCAUCCCUACCACAUGGUCUUUUUACCUGACCUCUGUACUCAUCGGCAUGGGAGCAGCCAUGCUCUGGACAGCUCAAGGACACUUUCUUGUGGAAAAUUCAGAAGCUUCCACCAUCAACAGGAACACUGGGGUGUUCUGGGCCCUUCUACAGUGCAGUAUGCUCUUUGGCAAUCUUUACAUCUAUCUGGACUGGAACGGAAGCACGGAAAUAUCAGACAGCAGUAGGAGAAACAUUUUUCUGUUCCUGCUCGUCGCCUCCAUCCUCGGCACGCUCAGCUUCUUGGUGUUGAGAAAGAGUCAUCAUGAAGAGGAGAUGCUCUCUGAAGAGGAGGGGAGGUCGCUGCUCUCCACUCGUGCAAUGUACAAGAACAGAGCAAACACUGCUUUGCGGGAUACCAAGUCAGAAUUCAGAACUAUCCUGCAGCUGCUGAAGACUAAAACUAUAUUGCUCCUAAGUCCAUGCAUGGCAUACAGUGGCCUCGAGCUGUCUUUUUACAGCGGUGUAUAUGGAACAUGUAUUGGAGCAACUACACACUUUGGAGAUGCAGCAAAAGGUCUAAUUGGGAUCUCUGGGAUUGUGGUAGGCAUUGGAGAAAUAGUAGGUGGAGGCUUUUUUGGAUUGCUAUGUAAGAACAGUCGCUUCAGACGAACAUCUGUGGUGUUUCUGGGGAUGGUUGUCCAUUUCAUUGCUUCCUAUUUGAUCUUCCUGAACAUCCCUGAUGACGCCCCCAUCGUCUUUGAAACCACCACCCAAAAGAAUCCAUAUUUAACUCCAAGCGUUUCCAUUGCCCUGCUGUGCAGCUUCUUGCUUGGACUUGGAGAUAGUUGUUUCAACACACAGCUCUACAGCAUAUUGGGCCAUGUCUAUGCUGAACAAAGCACACCUGCCUUUGCAAUCUUCAAAUUCAUCCAGUCUGUUAGUGCGGCCAUGGCGUUCUUCUACAGCGGAUACCUCCUGCUGAUGUGGCAGCUCCUGCUGAUGGUCGUCCUGGGCUUCAUUGGAACCCUCUGCUUCUUUGUGGUGGAGAGGAUGGAUGACUUCUCUGUAGAUUUACAGGAGUAUUAGAAAGAAAACGUGUCCGUUUCCGCUCCCACCUUCCGUCAUGUUGCAUCGAUGCUCUCCAUUUCUGCUUCAAGCAGUCAAUAAAAUAACCAAGACUUGUAGGUGUCUCGUAUUCGUCCAAGUGAUCGAGAUUCUUUAAUUGAAUUUUCAGCGACCCGGUUAUGCUGCACUUGGUCUGACGUUUUUAAUCAGCUUCCUGCUCAGGGUCCUUAUAAUGGCAACGAUAUUUUAUAAUGAUAUUGCAUGUAUCUGAACUGUUCAUUUAGAAUCUGUAAAGCUGUAAACUCGAUACUAAAUAAUGCCUGACAAUCACUAACCUUCAUUGUUUUUGUACAUUUUGGGUUCGGAUGUUGUUUGUGAGUCUUUAAUAAUAAAGUUUUUGCAGUAUUAGCGGUUGUAUUUCUUGUAAGUCGUG